Striga hermonthica is the source of this 1551-nucleotide messenger RNA. The record is from the annotation of a GenBank genome assembly. Lineage: Eukaryota; Viridiplantae; Streptophyta; Magnoliopsida; Lamiales; Orobanchaceae.
AUGUUUCUCGUUCCAUCCGGGGAGACCUUAACCUUCGGUGAUGAUAAUUUUAUCCAAUACGAAAAUGCUGGGGUCCGUGAGGCAAGGAAGGCUGCAUUUGUCCUUGUUGCUGGGGGGCUUGGAGAGCGUCUUGGCUAUAACGGCAUAAAGGUGGCGCUUCCAGUAGAGUCUACUACUGGAACAUGUUUCUUACAGCACUACAUUGAAUCUAUUCUUGCCUUACAAGAGACGAGCUGUAGGCUAGCUCCAGGAGAAGGACCAACAGAGAUUCCUUUGGCGAUAAUGACAUCAGAUGACACUCAUUAUCGUACGAUACAGCUUUUGGAGUCAAAUGCUUAUUUUGGGAUGAAACCUUCUCAGAUAAAAUUGCUAAAGCAGGAAAAAGUUGCUUGUUUAGAUGAUAAUGAUGCCAGGCUAGCAGUGGACCCAAAGAAUAAGUACAGAAUCCAGACAAAACCUCAUGGACAUGGUGAUGUUCAUUCACUUCUUUAUUCGAGUGGCCUCCUUAAAGAAUGGCUGGCAGUUGGACGAAAGUGGGUUUUGUUUUUCCAAGAUACUAAUGGUCUUCUGUUCAAGGCAAUUCCGUCUGCCUUGGGUGUGAGUGUCAUCAAAGAGUAUCAUGUUAAUUCUCUUGCAGUUCCUAGGAAAGCUAAGGAAGCUAUUGGUGGGAUUACCAGGCUCACUCAUCGAGAUGGGAGGACAAUGGUGAUCAAUGUGGAAUACAAUCAACUAGAUCCAUUGUUAAGGGCUACAGGGCAUCCAGAUGGUGAUGUUAACUGUGAAACAGGAUAUUCUCCUUACCCUGGAAACAUAAACCAGUUGAUUUUUGAAAUCGGCCCUUAUCUGGAGGAACUUUCAAAAACUGGAGGUGCCAUAAAGGAGUUUGUUAACCCCAAAUACAAAGAUUCUACCAAAACUGCCUUCAAAUCAUCUACCCGGCUUGAAUGUAUGAUGCAAGACUACCCAAAAACUCUGUCACCUUCUGCUAGAGUUGGAUUUACUGUGAUGGAUGCUUGGUUUGCUUAUGCACCUGUGAAAAACAAUCCUGAAGAUGCAGCUAAGGUACCUAAAGGUAAUCCAUAUCACAGUGCUACAUCAGGAGAAAUGGCCAUCUAUAGGGCAAACAGCCUUAUUUUGCGAAAGGCUGGUGUUAAGGUAGAUGAUCCAGCUCAACAAGUGUUCAACGGGCAACAAGUGGAAAUUUGGCCUCGAAUUGUAUGGAAACCCUAUUGGGGUCUCACAUUUUCAGAUGUCAAAAGAAAAGUCACCAGAAAUUGCUCGAUCACUGGAAAAUCAACCCUUGCACUAAAGGGCCAAAGCAUCUACCUCGAAGACCUCGUGUUAGAUGGCGCUCUUAUCAUUGAUGCUGUAGAUAGUGCAGAGGUCAAAGUGGGUGGUUUCGUGCAAAAUGCCGGAUGGGUCAUUGAGAAUGUCGAUUAUAAAGAUACCUCGGUGGCCGAAGAAGUUAGAAUCAGGGGUUUCAAAAUAAACAAAGUCGAGCAGUUGGAAAAAUCGUACAAUGAGCCCGGAAAAUACUCAUUGAAACCUUGA